Messenger RNA from Gossypium arboreum, 666 nucleotides. RefSeq lists its product as uncharacterized. The record is from RefSeq and is a predicted model, not a curated record. The transcript has a single exon. Bases 1 to 666 code for a protein of 221 amino acids. NCBI's taxonomy places the organism in Eukaryota, Viridiplantae, Streptophyta, Magnoliopsida, Malvales, Malvaceae.
AUGCCAGUACCACCUGUUACUGAGACUGGUGCUGAGUCUCAAGACCGUGUAGCUAGGAAUGACGCACUGUCCCAAGGAAUGCUGCAAAUUUUGGAAAGGGUCGCUGGGGCUAAUGUUGGAUCUAGAGCCCGUGGGUCAGUUACGGAACGACUACGAUCGAAUGGGGCUGAGAUAUUUAGGGGCAUCGCUGGAGUUGCUCCGAGUGUGGCUGAGUAUUGGAUGGAGGCUAAAGAGCGCAUAAUGGAUGAUUUUGAUUUUACUGAUGAGCAGAAGCUCAAUGGGGAAAUGUCUCUGCUUCGCGAUGAGGCAUACCAGUGGUGGUUGACCGUUAAAGAGGGUACUCAGCCUAAUAAGUUGACUUGGAAUUUGUUUAAGACCACCUAUCAGAGUAAGUAUGUGGGAGCUAGCUACACUGACACUAAGCGACGUGAGUUUCUGAAUCUCACUCAAGGGGACCGUUCAGUGGCCGAGUAUGAGGUCGAAUUUCUGAGGCUGAGUCGCUAUGCGAGGGGCAUGGUGACGAAUGAGUAUGAUCGCUAUGUUCAAUUUGAUGAUAGUCUUCGGGAUAGUCUGCGAGUUCUGAUAGCUCCUCAGAGGGAGUGGGAUUUCUCAGUUUUGGUCGAGAAGGCUAAGAUAGCCGAAGAGGUGAAGCACUCUAAGCGCUAA